Messenger RNA from Pelobates cultripes (western spadefoot toad), 34273 nucleotides. The record is from the annotation of a GenBank genome assembly. Lineage: Eukaryota; Metazoa; Chordata; Amphibia; Anura; Pelobatidae.
AUGGAGGCCUAUCGCAAACAAUCAAAAGAGGCCUUGGAAUUGUUGUGCCAAGAAAAGAAUUUACCAACUUUUGGCAAAAAUAAGGCACAACUUAUUGCUGACCUUGUGGAGGCUGACAGCCAUAUUUUCCAGCCAGAGACGGACACUGAAAGGGUUACCGAGCUCCCUACUACUGCAGGAGUGUUGCUUACUGAAAUGCCUGGUGGUUGUACCCCUCAAAACAUUAAGGACAUUUGCUCAACUGAUUUAUUUCGGCAACUGAUGGCUGCAAAUCCUCAGGAGGCCCUGCAUGUGAUGAUCCAACAGCAGGCUGCAGAAAGGGAAUCUGCAGAAAGGGAGGCACAAAGGAGACAUGAGCUGGAACUUGCUAAACUGCAAUUUACCCUUCAGUCCUCACUGAACAGCAAUGCAUCAGAGUCCAGCACACGUAGGCUCCGUAAGGAUGAUUUUCCUUCCCUCGAAGAAGGGACAGAUUUGGAUGUAUUUUUUAAAAGUUUUGAGAAAGUAUGCAGGCAGCAUCAACUACCCUCAGACCAGUGGGGCAGAUAUUUAACUCCACAAUUGAAAGGGAAAGCCUUGGAUGUGUUUGUGUCCCUUCCCCCAGAGACUGAUAACAACUAUGAGGCAAUCAAAUCUGCAUUGCAAAAAACUUUUAACCUUACUCCUGAGUCUUACAGGAAAAAGUUUAGGAGUAUGCAGCAAUGCCCAUCAUCCAGCUGCAUUCUAUAUGUUGCACAAUUAGAAACCACGUUCCGGCAAUGGGUAACAGGAGUACAAGCUACUACCUAUGAAGCCCUUAAUGACUUACUGGUCCUGGAGCAGUUCUUGCAGACCCGGAGCCCUAAUGUACGAGAGUGGAUUUUGGAAAGAAAGCCAAAAAAUGCUAGAGCUGCUGCAGAACUGGCAGACGACUAUGCCGACAUCCAUGCACCCACAUCCAAGCGUGGACUUGUGUCAGCUGCUACUUCGACCUGGAGAGAAGCUACAGUUCAAUCACCACCUGUAAGAUCUGCAGUGAGAACUUCACCACCGACUGCCAGCGUAGCCAGGGCUAUAUCAAGUGAGUCAGAUGCCCGCCGUUGUUUUCGAUGCAACCAGAUUGGUCAUCUGAGCAGGACUUGCCCCACUAGGAAUAUACCCUCACCAGCCCGUGGAGAGGCACCAUCAGUUUUGCUUGUGGGUGGGUCUGUGGGGAAACGAGAGGAUAACCUGCAGAGUGUAAUUGUGGGUGACCAAGUGACCGUGGGACUGAGAGAUUCUGGAGCUUCAUUCACCCUGGUGCGCCCUGAAGUGGUGAAUACGGAGGACAUAAUCCCUGGAAGAACCAUGUCCAUCAAAGGAAUUGGGGGUGUGCGUCCCGCUGUGCCCCUGGCAUGUGUGUACCUUGAUUGGGGUGCAGGCAAAGGUUUGCGGGAAGUGGGGGUUUCGGAGGAUAUCCCUGUUAAUGUUCUGUUGGGGAAUGAUUUGGGCAGGAUGCUCUGCCACUAUGCUCCAGAGGACACUGUUUGUGAGCCAGGACUGACUGCUCCACCUAAGGUAUUGUGUGAAACUUUGGGAGACAUUGUGAAGUGUGAUUGCUGGGAGGGAGAGCAGGGUGUGGAUAAAUAUCUACCUGUAACUGAACCAGUGAUGUCUACCAAAUGUAAUAUAGGGGAGAGUAGUGAUGUGCCUGUAUCAAAAUACUGUGAGGCUGGGAUGUCAGAGAGUAAGGGGGAGGAGGAAGGUGAAAGCCAGGGAUGUGUACCCCUGGUGGCAGUAGUAACACAUCAGCAGUGUGCCAGAGCUGCAGCGGUAGAACAGGCAGAGAAUGGUGUAGACCCUAUCCCACCCCUUGAGGCUCUGCCAAAGGGAGCAGUACCUUCUUGUGCAGCAUGGUGGGGAGAGGGCAAUAAGAGUUUCCUGGAAGCUCUGCGCAGUGACCCCUCCUUGGAAGGGCUGAGACACCGCGCUGAACAACCAGGCACUGACACAGAUAGGCACAGUGUAUAUUGGGAUAAUAAUAUAUUGUACUGGGAAUCCCUUCCUGUCAAUAUACAGGGGACCAGGGAGGGAGAAAGACGACUAGUGGUUCCUAGGAAGUUCAGGGGUGAGCUGCUGAGGUUAGCCCACGAAACCCCUUUGGCAGGACACCUAGGGGUAACCAAGACAAAAUCAAGAUUGGCUCACAAUUUCUACUGGCCUGGCAUGGGCACUGCAGUUGCAAAUUACUGCCGGUCCUGCCAUGUCUGCCAGAGAGUGGGCAAAUCUGGGGAUGUUACUCGUGUUCCCUUAGUGCCUCUGCCCAUCAUAACUGUACCCUUUGAACGAGUUGCCGUAGAUAUUGUGGGGCCGUUGGCUAUCCCCAGCAGUACCGGGAAGCAAUUUAUUCUGACAGUGGUGGAUUAUGCAACCAGAUAUCCUGAAGCCAUCGCCUUAUCCUCUAUCAGGGCAGAUAAGGUAGCGGACGCUCUGAUCAGUAUAUUUUGCAGGGUGGGUUUCCCUAAAGAAAUGCUCACUGAUCGAGGUAUGCAGUUUAUGUCUAAUCUGAUGCAGAGUCUCUGUAAGAAGGUUAAUGUACAGCACUUGGUAGCAAGCCCUUACCAUCCCCAAACCAAUGGUCUCUGUGAGAGGUUUAAUGGGACCUUGAAACAGAUGCUCAAAACAUUUGUAGAAUCACAGGGCCGGGAAUGGGAGAAGUAUUUACCCCAUUUACUAUUUGCUUACAGGGAGGUACCACAGGAAUCCACAGGAAUCCACAGGUUUUUCACCCUUUGAAUUACUCUAUGGACGCAAAGUGCGGGGACCCCUAGAUUUAGUAAGGGAAGAAUGGGAGGGGAGGCUACACACUCCAGAAACUUCUGUGGUGGAAUACGUUCUUAAGUUUAGGGACAGGAUGCAGACAUUGACAGGGCUAGUGCAUGACAAUCUUACAGCAGCGCAGUCUAGGCAGAAAUAUUGGUAUGAUCGCAAUGCUAGGGACCGGGUCUAUGAAGUGGGACAAAAGGUCAUGGUUUUGAACCCCAUAAGACAAAAUAAGUUGCAGGCUGCCUGGGAGGGUCCCUUCCUCAUUUUGCAGCGUUUAGAACCCACCACCUACGUAGUAGCCCUCGAUGAAAAGGGUGAGAGGCAGAGGCAGUAUCAUAUUAACAUGUUAAAGGAAUAUUAUGACCCAGAGAAUUUGGUACUCAGUGUAUGUAGUUCACCAGAGGAAGAACUAGGUAAUGAUCCUUUGCUGGAUCUGGUACAGGAAGCUAAAGGCCAGGAAUCCCUACAAGAUACAAAAAUCAACCCAGAGCUCUCAGCUGAACAGAAGAGGCAGCUACAUCAGGUACUAGGCCUCUUUAGUGACACAUUUACCGGGCAGCCAGGACGAACCACACUAGCCACCCACCACGUAGAUACUGAUGGCCAACCACCACUACGACAGGUAGCCUACGGGUAUCCCCAGAGGUAAGGGCCCACAUCCAUAAGGAGAUUGAAGACAUGUUGGGUCUUGGGGUAAUUAGGAAAUCAAAGAGCCCCUGGGCUUCUCCUGUAGUGCUGGUUCCCAAGAAAGAUAAAUCCAUCAGGUUUUGUGUAGACUAUAGAAGGUUAAAUGCAGUGACCACAUUUGAUGCUUACCCCAUGCCCAGGAUAGAUGAACUACUGGAUCAGUUAGCAGGUGCUCAGUAUUUAACUAUUAUGGAUUUGAGUCGAGGGUACUGGCAAAUCCCUCUGACUCCAGAAGCCCAAGAGCGGUCAGCCUUUAUCACUCCUUUUGGGUUGUAUGAGUUCAGUGUGAUGCCUUUUGGGAUGAAAAAUGCCCCGGCCACUUUUCAGCGAUUGGUUAAUCAAUUAUUGGAGACCCAUGAGGAAUACGCCGUGGCAUACCUGGAUGACAUUGCCGUAUUUAGCAAGACCUGGGAGGAGCACUUGGUUCAUUUGGGCAAAGUAGUGGAGCAAAUAAGAGGGGCAGGGCUCACCAUCAAACCAGAAAAGUGUCAGAUAGGCAUGACAGAGGUGCAGUAUCUGGGGCACAGAGUAGGAGGGGGGUCCAUUCGCCCUGAACCCAGUAAGGUGGAAUCUAUUACGGCCUGGCCAGUCCCUAAGACCAAGAAACAGGUCAUGUCAUUUUUGGGGACAGCAGGGUAUUAUCGCAGAUUUGUCCCAGACUACAGUGAGACAGCCAAACCACUCACAGAUUUAACUAAAAAGAAAGUAUCCAAGCAGAUAACGUGGACUGAGGACUGUGAAAAAGCCUUCACUGCCUUAAAGACAGCCUUGUCUAGCUUCCCAGUCCUUCAGGCCCCAGAUUUUAGUAAGAGGUUUGUGGUCCAGACAGAUGCUUCCAACUUUGGGCUGGGAGCUGUGCUUAGCCAGGUUAACUCUAAAGGAGAAGAGCAUCCUAUCCUCUACCUUAGUAGGAAGCUGUUACCCAGGGAGGUGGCCUAUGCAGUAAUAGAAAAGGAGUGUCUAGCUGUUGUAUGGGCUUUGCAGAAAUUACAGCCAUAUCUGUACGGCCGAGACUUUACUGUCAUCACUGAUCACAACCCGCUGCAUUGGCUGGACAGAGUAUCAGGUAACAAUGGUAAGCUGCUCCGUUGGAGCCUCAUCCUCCAACAGUAUAAUUUCACUGUCCAACACAAAAAGGGCAGCUUGCAUGGGAAUGCAGAUGGCCUGUCUCGGCAACUAGAGGGUUAAUGGUAGACAGAUAAAUCAGCCUGUGGGUGCAUUUUUCUGUCCACCAUCUUAAGGGGGAGGUGUCAUGCCAAAGGCAUGAGUUGGUGUUUGAUGUGUGUUUAUAUAUGUUAAGAGUUGUUUUUUGUAAACCUUGGGAUGACAUUUAUUGUGGUCUUUGAUCUUGCACCAGGCCUAGACCAUAAAACAUCUAGAUAGCCAUCACCAGAGCUGGACACAAGGAAUUUCAUAGAGUGGGCAAUAGACUGCCAGACCAGCCCCCUCUGAUCCCCCCCAGGGGUCUGCCCACUGAGAAACAACUAGUUUAGAUAUAUGAGGGUGUUGGACUAUCCAGGGAAGUCAGUUAUUCAAUUUUUCUUUUGUCAGUAACUUCUAGGAGAUCUAUACCAUCUAAGACUCCCACAAGAAUUCUAUAUGGGGUAAAUAUAUGUAAGGAAUUUCUUGUGUUUUCUCCUAUUUUAUUUUAUGUACUGUUUUGCAAUUUGUUAUCUGUAUGUCAUUUAUUUCUGUAUUUUGUACUCAGCACUGUGAAUCCUUUUUGUCAGAUUAAAUGUUUACUUAAUCAGCUUGUGUCUCUGUUCUCUAUGAGCUUCACUCUCCAGAGGAAAGCUCAGGUAAACACGUUACCAAAAGGGGUUAACUAUAUAUGUUUUAUCAGUAAAAGUAGAACUGUGAUACUAUAAUUCUCCUGUGUGUGGGGUAACCUAAGACGCCCGGGUUUAAAAGUUUUGGUGGUGGCAGUAGUACUAAGGGGGAUAGUGUAGAAGGGAUUGCAGGGGUUAAUUGAGUGGUUGCUGGGACUAGCAACAGGUAACCAGGGGUCUGGUGUCAUUAACCCUGUCACUUCCACACUCUCCCCACUGUCUCGGCUGGGCCUAUAGCCCACGCACGUGACAGAGUGUUUGUCAGUGAGUGAGUGUCUGCCUGUGUGUGUCAGUGAGUGAGUGUGUGUCAGUGAGUGAGUGUGUGUCAGGGAGUGAGUGAGUGUCUGUCAGGGAGUGAGUGAGUGUCUGUCAGGGAGUGAGUGAGUGUCUGUCAGGGAGGGAGUGUGUGUCUGUCAGGGAGGGAGUGUGUGUCUGUCAGGGAGGGAGUGUGUGUCUGUCAGGGAGGGAGUGUGUGUCUGUCAGGGAGGGUGUGUCUGUCAGGGAGUGUGUGUCUGUCAGGGAGUGUGUGUCUGUCAGGGAGUGUGUGUCUGUCAGGGAGUGAGUAUGGGUAUCAGUGAAUGUGUGUCUGUCUGUCAUUGAGUGAGUGUAUGUCAGUGAAUAAGUUUAUGCCUGCCAGUGAGUGUCUGAGUAAAUGUAUGUCUGUCUGUCAGUGUGUGUGUGUGUGUAUGUCUGUCUGUCAGUGAGAGUCUGUGUGUGUGUAAGUGAGAGAAUGUCUGUCAGUGAGUUUCUGUGUGUCAUUGAGUGUGUAUGUGUGUCAGUGUGUGUAUGUCUGUCAGUGAGUGAGUGACACGAAGGGGCGGUAAAAUGGAUCUUUGCCUAGGGCGGCAGAAAUCCUGCCCACACAUCAACAAUGCCUCCAGUGUACAAGUUUAAUUGUGUUUUUGAAAAUUGCAGGGUCAACCAUGGGCUUACUCCUUUAAAUUUUUACAUAUUGAGAUUUGCCAGAUUGGUUUUCUAGGCCUAUGUUGCCUUUGAGACCAUAAGCCUAAGAAAGAAAAUGAUUUCUCUCAUGGCAUACCAUAUGCAGAGGUAGACAACCCAGGAUAUUAAAAAUAGGGUAUGUUCAAUCUUUUAUGGUAACCACUCAGUCACAAACCUUGGCCAAAGUUAGUGUUCAUGACAGCUUUUUGCAUUUUUCACACAACAAUUGUUUAUCAGGGUUGGACUGGGAACAAAAAACUGGACCUGGGCAUUUAAAGACAGAGCAGCCCAGCAGAAGGGGGCAGGGACAGGGAUGGGUCAUGAACAUGUUAGUUUGCUGUCUCUCCAGGACAUCAUUUAAUGCGGAAGAGCACUUGCAUGGAAACAAUGCUCCAUGUUCUACACAGCACAAGCAAAAUUCAAUCAUACAAUUGCAGUGUGUUUGCUGCUUACUCCCCUUGUGCGUAGAGAUGAUUGUAGUGUUGUGUGUGUAAAGUAGUCUGUUUGUGGUGUAGUAUGUGUGGUUAGGGACUGUAGUGUUUAUGUCUUUCCAGUGGCUGUAAAGUGUGCAUGUUUAGGGGUUGUAGAGAUUGUGUGUCUGUAUCUCUAGGGGAGAGAGCAUGUGUGUGCAUUUGCCUAUGGGAUGUAGUGUUUCUAGAGGGUGUAAUGUAUGUAUAGGGACUGUAGUGUGCAUGUUAAUGAAUAUGGAAUGUAGUUUGUGUAUAGGUGAUGUAAAGUGUGUAUAUAUAUAUUGCAGCUCUAGUGUGUGUAGGGUAGUGUGCAUUUGUAUUCAGGCUGUUGUGUAUGUAUUAGGACUUCAGUGUUUGUAUGUACAAGGGCGGAAGUGUAUGUGUGUGUUUCUAGGGGCUGUAGAGAGUGAGUUUGUGUCAGGAGGAUGCAAUUGCCAUUCAACACACGUGUAAGGACCUCAAACUACACACAAAAUCUUGUAAAAAUAGAGUAAACCUAGUGGACUUAAAGCACAAAAACUGAACACAGUGGAGCGCUAAAACAUAUGUAAAAAAAUUACACUUGCCCUCCAAAAUAUAGAGGGUUAUAUAUUAGAACAAUAUUUCUAAAAAAGAAAAUAUAGCAAAGAAAUGGUGUAGUACAUAUUGUGGCAGGAUGGACAGGGUCUUGACAAUAAACUUUAAAUACAAGCGUCAGGAUAAAAUAGUGUUGCAGUUUAUUUGCACUUUCCAUAGGUUAUACAGUGCUGUGCUUCACAGAAAUAAAUAAAAGAAAAUAAAUCCUACUCCAACUUGGAGACUUAAAGGGAAACUCCAGUGCCAGGAAAACAAUCCGUUUUCCUGGCACUGCAGGUUCCCUCUCCCUCCCACCCCCCAAUCCCCGGUUGCUGAAGGGGUGAAAACACCUUCAGUAACUUACCAGAGGCAGCGACGAUGUCUCGCGUCGCUGCUUCUUCCUCCGCCGCCGCUCCUCCCUCUGAUUGCGUUGGCCGGUGGGCUAGACUAAUCCCGCCCACCGGGGAGACUUAAUACGAAUGUGCGGCAAUGCAUUUGUAUGGGGAAUUUCAAUGCUUUCCUAUGGGGAAUUGAGCGACACUGGAGGUCCUCACAGAGCGUGAGGACGUCCAGCGACGCUCUAGCACAGGUUUCCUGUGCUAGAAACCAGGAAGUGCCCUCUAGUGGCUGUCUAGUAGACAGCCACUAGAGGUGGAGUUAAUCCUGCAAGGUAAUUAUUGCAGUUUAUAAAAAAAACUGCAAUAAUUACACUUGCAGGGUUAAGAGCAGUGGGAGUUGGCACUCAGACCACUCCAAUGGGCAGAAGUGGUCUGGGUGCCUGGAGUGUCCCUUUAACAAUAGUAGUCCUAACUAUUCAACUGGCCAGUGAAUCCAUGUCCUAGUUUUAAACAGUUUAACCACAGCACUUUAAACAUACAGGGUUUUAUACAGUACCUUUUAUAUAGUAUCUUUUCCUUUAGAGUCUCAGAGUAUUAGUCUUAACUGCUUCCUUUCGUCCCGCUGUUAGACUUACUGAUGCCUUCAGGCUUUUAUAGCACUAGGGCAGGUUAAUUACUUUCACCUGAAAAGGGCUGACUUCCACCAAUUAACCCUAUCAUGCUGAAAAUAAAGAGCGCUCCAACCUGUUACUAACAUAGAAAGCCUCUCUGACCCUGCCACAAUAUGUUUACACCCUGUUCAAAAUGAUUAUGCAAGUUAUAUUUUUUUCAUUUACCUAAAUAAUUGAUGUAAAUAACAUUUAGCAUAAUUCUCAUGUUAUCAACUAUUAAGAGUACAAUUCAAAUUUUAUUGAACAAACCUAAUGAUAACAGUAUUUUUUUUAAACAUAAAAAACUUACAAAGCACUCUUCCAAAUUAUUACACACAGUAAGUUUCAAAACACUUUAUAGGUUGUAAAGAACUGAAAAUUGUUAUUUGUUGUGUUUGCAGCAUAUUUACUGAAAUCAAAAGCUAUUUCAAUCAAACUUAUAACAACAUUUUAACUUUUUUAACAUUUUAACAGGUCACGUUACAUUUUAACAUAGGACCCCUUAUUUGAUAGCAGCUUCACAAGUCUUCAAUCCAUUGAACUUGUGAGUUUAUGGACAGUUUCUGCUUGAAUUUGUUUUGCAAUAUGUCAGAAUAGCCUCCCAGAGCUGCUGUUUGGAUGUAAACUGCCUCCCACCCUCAUAAAUCUUUUGCUUGAGGAUGCUCCAAAGGUUCUCAAUAGGAUUGAGGUCAGGGGAGGAUGGAGGCCACACCAUGACUUUCUCUCCUUUUAUCCCCAUAGCAGCCAUUGAUGCAGAGGUAUUCUUUGCAGCAUGAGAUGGUGCAUUGUCAUGCAUGAAGAUGAUUUUAUUACGGAAAGCAUAGUUCUUCCUUCUGAACCAUGGAAGAAAGUGGUCAGUCAGAAACUCCACAUACUUUGCACAGGUCAUCUUUACACCUUCGGGGACCCUAAAGGGGCCGACCAGCUCUCUUCCCAUGAUUCCGGCCCAAAACAUGACUCCACCACCGCCUUGCUGACGUUGCAGCCUUGUUGGAACAGGGUGGCCGUCCAUCAACCAUCCACUACUCCAUCCAUCUGAACUAGCCAGGGCUGCAUGGCACUCAUCAGUGAACAGGACUGUUUGAAAAUUAGUCUUCAUGUAUUUUUCUGCCCAAUGCAGCCAUUUCUGCUUGUGAGCAUUGGUUAGUGGUGGCCGAAUAGCAACUGUAAGUAGGUCUAAUGUUAUUUACUUAUCCUACUUUUACAUACGUACUGUACCAUUGGUAUACAUCCUUAUUUUUUUCAUAUGAUGAACUGCACUACCUUGGGAAUCUGAUACCAGCAAAAAGAAAUCCUUAGAGGGGGAUUGUUCCAUCCAGUCUCCUAAAAUAGAGCUUUUAAAGCUCUGGAAAAUGUGAGUGCCCCUUUGGAAUAUAUCUUUAUCACCAUAUUAUUCAUAACAUACUGCACUAUUAUUGUACUUUUAUUUCCUUUUUUUAAGAGUAAGAAACAUAAUUGCGAAAUCUGCUGCUACCUUUGUGUGUAUGAUUUUAUUAUAAUAAUUCUUAGCGCUGUCCACCUAAUUUACUAGCUUGUUUAGUACCCACCAUGUACAGGUUUCAUGAGGUGUUAGAAUGUUACAGGGUAAAUAUAGAACUUUCAAAUUAAAUUCUCUGAUAUUUCUGCCUGGGUUGUCAGGCAGGUACUCCAACAUAGAAUUAAUAAAAUAAUAUAAUUAUACAUAUAUAUAUACAUAAUAUGUAAAAUACAUUUGGAAUAAAACAUUUUAUAUGUCUAUCUUUCUAUAUGUAUUAAGGCCGUUUGGCCUGUUUGGCCUAUAUAAGGGACACCCCCUACCUGACUCCAUAUCGCUUGAGGUCAGCAUUAGAAUGAUUUCCACUUCUGGGUCAUCCAGAUGCCAUUUUACCUGGUUACUCCAUGAGGCUUUCUAAGCUGAGCUGUGUCAGGAAUCCAGCCACAGGCUUUUCCGUCUGACCAGCUUCAUUCUUCAAUCCAUUGCCACGGAUAGCGUCCAAGUGACUCUCAAACCGUAAGUUGACCUACCCGUUACGCCAGGCAUCAGUCCCACGGCAUCAUGCAUGGGUCAGGUCCUCACUUUACAGCUACAUUCAUCUAAGUCUGUUCUAAAACCAUUGCAUAUUCAUGCAUAUCAUUUGUUUAAACUCACUUGUUUAUAUCUGUCUCUGGCUCAUUUCUAGCAUUAGCGUACUCCUGAACGGGAACAUGUUCUGUUUCAUUGCCUAACAUACUAGGCUUGUUUUGUUUUGUUUCCCUGACAUACCAGGCUCACUAUUUGUGCAAUUUCUACCGAACAGGAACUAGUUCAUCCAUUUACUAUGGUACUAAACACACGUUUUGUGUUUUAAAACCCACGAACAGAACACUGGUUUGUUACAAUGACUGUUAUUAGGCUAUUAUGUUCACAUAUGGUAUAUUGUCAUCAUACAUCCAUUAAGCUGGGGCAUAGCUCACGAACAAGUGUUCACAUAACCACACUGACCCCUACAGGUCACUCUUAAAAUCUCAGGUCAACCUUGCAUUUUGCAUUAAGGGGAAUUUCACCAUACAACCAGCAUUUCUGACCCCUACUGGUCAAAAGCAACAGCUGUCUUCACAUGUCAUAUACAAUUUUACAGCCAAUAUAAAAUUACACACAAGAUUGUUUUAAACAUAACCAUAUACCAUACAUUAAACUCCCGCACGGGCUCAACUUCAUGUUAAUUCACAAUAAUUGACAGUUCACAUCAAGAACAACAGUGGUUCUACUGAUACUGCCACCUACAAGUCUGUCAAAUACAUUGACAAUUUUCAUGGGGUUUUACAAACACCAAAACACUGACCCCUAUAGGUCAAAAGACAAACAACAUUUCAAAUACCAAUCAGUAUCCAACUACACUGCCACCUAUAGGGCACUCGACAGAUCUCAAGUGCACUUACAUUUUGCAACACCAUGAUUCACUGACCCCUUCCAGUCAAUAAGACAUACAGCAAAUCACAUAGCAAAUAGUAUAUCAACAUCUGGUAUAAAUACACAUAUUAUUACAUAGUAGCAGACACAUCUGCAUAUAUGUAACCGGUAAUAUAGUUCACAAACACAUUUUUACACAGCACGCUGCUCACACAACAGACUUUCCCCUAUCAAGGGGACAUACAACAUACAAGGUGGGGCCAGGCCACUUUAUCACUUAUACAUAUGGCACUUAAUGGGUUAAGAUUGAUACAUAUUUAACCAGUAUAGCUACGAUGUUUAAUAUUUACACAUCACUGUACUUUACUUUUCACAUAUACUGCACAUAUUAGGAUAAGCUUGGUCUAUGCCAUAUUUCCUUAUGCCAUACGAUUUUAUCCAUUUAGGUUACAGGUUCUACUAAAAAACCUAUUUGGAUUGUCAGGUUCAAUACCAUACUACCUGGUACGUACACCUGCUCACGUAGUUAUUCAUAUCUUACCUUCCCUGGAAUAGUAAUAGCGUACUGGCAAUUAGGGUUCUAGGGUCCAUAGGUAUACCCCCCGCCUUUUAUUCUCUACAUUACGCUUCGGUUAGUGGUCCCGCGAGGCCAACACCCCGCCUCACACUUGGAGGCAUACACCCCUCAGGCCACUCGUGAGCUAGCCGCCUCACAUUGUAUCAUAGAGAGGGCCUCACCUGUCACUCCCCUUCCUAUUUUCUGGUUACUGUCACCGAGAGGCCAACAUCCUGCCACAACGUUCGGUGGCCACAAAAAUCCCCUUGCACCAACGCAAGUAAUGUAGGCAGGAUGUUGGCCUCUCAAGCCACUUGGCAACUAACAGGGCCUCACCAGUCACCAAAAAACAACAAGCCUCAUCAUUUCGCCUUAUGGCUUAGCUAGCAAGCCAGUACAAGACCACUGGGUACAAAUAAUAAUUACUAUCUUUAUUAUUAUUUAAGUAUGUCUCAAGAAGGUGGCGAAGAAUUACCUCUUCCUAGCACCCCGGCUAGAAUUGAUACACCUUCAAGCAGAGGAAAUGUUGCUAGUCCAGCAUCAAUCAGAUCCUGGACAAUCCCACACAUUACCACUGACCUAAGGAGGCGACAAAUCCCCUACCCUGCCUCAGCAAAGAAAGCAGAGUUAUUUAAACUCCUCCGCACAUCAACGGACAACACAGAGGCGGGGGAAGUCACCAGCAACACCAACUCAGGUGACACCCAGGCCAUGCUAGCCUCACUUUUGAACUCAUGAGCAAAAAUUAACGACAGUCAAACACCACAGCCCUCACAAGGCUAGGCCUCACACUACUGUACAACCAGCACCAACUGAAACUCGGUUACCUGGUACAAUCAACUCUCCUGAAACUCAGCACAUUAACCCUGCACAUAUGAUCCCAGCACACAGUAACAGAGAUGUCCUGGCAGGUAAAAGAUAUCUACUUAACAUCUCUACCAAUGACCAUCCUAGGCCAUGAUAGCAUCACUCAUGAACUCCAUGAGAAAAUUAACGCCAGACUGGCAAAAUCUCGAAUCAGUCACGUCAGCACUCACAAAGGCUGGGCCAUGAUAGCAUCACUCACUCAUACAACCAGCACCAACGAAACUCGGUUACCUGGUUAAAUCAAUUCUUAUGACACUCAAGACGUUAACGCUGCACAUAUGAUCCCAGCACACUGGGAAACAAAGCAUAUAUAUGUAUGACAAUGUAUCUGUCAUGGUCAGAUACAGGGAUUCCAGGUAAAUCUGAGUUGUCUUGGCAUAUGUAGAGAUAUUUAUUUGUGCAGGUACCCUAACAGAAGGGAUUUUGUCCCAACCAAACGGACAAGCACUCUCAGGCUCAAGGUACCAGCACCUCUGGUAGAACGGAGCUAACUACCAGUGACAAUCGGUAUGUAUAGUUGCAGUGCAUAUAGACUGUUGCGUAUAUGUUCAAAUGGUUCAGUGCACAUGACAAACCAUGUGUCCCAAUACUACUUACAAAAAACUUACUCACCAUCUGUAAACAUCAAUGCACUUUUAACACUACUGACUCAUCACCCUUCCAGACUUGUAGUAGAUUUACUAAAGCUCUGGAGUUUCAGAAGGCUCCCAUACAGGUAUCGUAAAUAUACCUUCAGGUAAUAUAGCAUGCCCUCACUUGCAAUCAGCACAACAGAAACAUCGGCUGUAAACACACUCAUAGUCAAGAUUUGCAGAGGUGUUUUUACUUGGGCUUUUCCAAUCUCCACCAUUCACAGCAUGGCGCACAAACACAUUGGUAUUGUAAUGGGGAAAUCUUCCCUUAAACAAAGACUAACUAUAGAUUUAUAGGCACUGUGGCAAACCUAGCCACUUGGACAUUAUUUUGUACUGUCUCUGUAAGGGUUGCCGGUAUGGGUUUCCUAUUGUAUGUUAUAGCGUGUAAUGUAAUGCACUGUUAAUAAUGUAUUGCCCUUUAAAGACAUGAUUUGGGCAUAAUGGAUUUGUGUUGUGCUGCUGCUGGCUCUUUUAAGAACCAUCUGGGGACAUACUGUGGAGUUACUGGGUGGCCACCAUUUCCUGUAUCAGAAGCACAUGGUGAGAACAAUGGAUGGCGGCCAUUUUAACUCCCAGACACUGUUUGGACUUUUCAACACGGUGCCAUCUCGCCAGUAUUUGUUGCACAGAGACAUCGUGCGGUGGUUUUGGACUAUACAGCAGGGGACACAUUAUACAGUGAUUGUUUUUUAUUUAGCCUGUAUAUGUUCUGCAGAAUCUGCAUUAAACUGUAUUUUCCAAAGUACUGAACGGAUUUGGGUGAAUUUUGGCUAUGUGGUUCACCCAGAUCCCCCAGUUCCAAGGAUAUACGUUUUAUGGGGUUAUUCCAUGUUUUGGGGUCCCUGUGAUGUGUUUUAUGAAACUGUAUUUCUCUGGCUGUGAUAAUUAGAUUACCCAUUGUGUUCAGUAAUCAUAUCACAGCCAGAGGGGAGGAUUUUGUGUGGGAGUGUCUGUGUGUAUUGUAUGGAUUGAUUGGCUGUUUUGUAACGCCCUGUGGGCUGUACUAUGUUUGUGGAUUGGGAAUAAAAGAGACUGUAUGUGACAGUACAGGGAGUUCCUGUUUUAACAAUCAAAGUGAAGUAUCGUCUCAUUAUUGGGGGAAGGAUUUAUUGUGUGCUGUUCCAGUUUGACUGCUUGGAGAGUAAACCUAUUCGUAUGGUUCCUAUUCAACUGUCUACAGCAUUCAUAUGCUUGAGAGAAGGUAUACGCUUCUCUGGUUCGGUGAUUGUGGCGUCUGCUGCAGUGCUUGGAGUCCUCAGGAAGCGCUAGGAGCAUCUUUCAACGGAGGUACCCAGUCGGGGUGCCAGGCGAUCCGUUACAGGCACCACAAACCUCUGUUAUCCAAAGUCUCAACUCCCUCACACCCUCCGAGGAGUUUCCUCCACUCAAGCAUGGGAUGAAGCUUGGUUAAGUAAGACCAGUAUCAUCAACACAUUCAACGGCUACCAUCUACCCUACACACUGGCACUUACAUGGCAUAAAAUGGGCAGGCAUUUACUAAUCCUUUCCCCGCUCAACUUUCGGGCUACAAAUUAGCCAACUCUCGAUAUUCACAGAUACUCUGUGCUGAUUAUGAUAACAUAUCCAGGGGCCUUACAGUCAUACACUAUCUAGAUGACUUCUUGUUAAUCAAGGAUAACACCUUUUUCACUAGAAGCCUCACAGAAGCUUAGUCUGGUGGACCACUUGGGCAUCCCAGUACCCCAUAAGAAACAGAAGGCCCAGACAAUAUCAUGACAUUACUGGGCAUACGACUUGAUUCAGUAUCCAUACGCGCAAGUUACCACAAGACAGAUAGAGAACAUUCUCAACUACAUCACUACUUCCUGCUCAGUACUUGCAACCACAAGGAACUACAAUCCCUACCAGGUUCCUUAAUUUUGCCAUGCGAAUCAUACCAAAAAGACCACACUUUCACAUCCAGACUACUUCCCCCUUUUUUCACACUUCCAUCAUGACGAUCAGAGGAUGUCCCUAGAUACCCUAUCCACAGCAGACCUGCACAGGGGGAGAAAUUUCUUGGCCACUUGGCAUGGUAAAAGCAUGUUCCUCCCGGGGUUGUCCGACACUCCUCCAACCAGAUGGUCAGACGCGGCGUCUAUCACGGGUUUGGCAGCAAUCUACCAGGAACGAUGGCUUUGGAGCAGUUGACCAUGGCAUCCAGGUUUGUAACUUUUCACCACCUCAGCACCUUUUGGAGAUCUACCCCAUUGUAGCAGCUGCUGUGGCAUGGGGUCAAUCAUAGUCAGGGUCAUCAAUCCGUUGUUACUCAGACAACUAAGCACAUGUCAUAUCAUCAACAAAACCACUCAUCAUACAUACGAUCAUGAUAUUUCUAGGGAACUCACUUGGUUUCUUUUAUGUACCAGGCGGUGGCAACAUACCUGCCGACAAUUGUCUCAUUUAUAUUCCAGGCAUGUUCAUCAUACGCUUCCUACAGCCGCUCAUACAGUCACGGACACUUUUUAGUUCCAGGGACUAAAUCAUGGAUUAGACAUACUCAUGCAGCAUAGCAUGCACUAUCCCACUUAACACUUUUGUCCCAUACUUGUAAAACGCAUGACACAGCUUUCACCUUGCUUAAAGAUUCUUAUUGGAACACGACAUAUCUCAACCAAUGUCAUAACAUCUCUCCUAGGUUUUGCUUCUUUUUUGCCAUCUUAAACAGGAACUCUCACACACACCAUUAAAUUAUAUAUUUUACAGGCAUUUAACAACACAUGCUAACCUUAUUGCCAACACUACCAUAACUUCAUUCCAUCAUACCAGACAAGAAUAUACUCAGAGGUUUUCAGGAAUCCAUCCCCCCACGUUCCUCUCAGAGAUUACCAACAGCCAUCCAAAUUUUCCAUCCUUAUCUGACCUAUUAGAUCUACAACCGUUUAAUUAAUCUACCAAUUUGGCCAUUACCGGCCAUGUACAUAGCCUUCCAUGCCUUUCUCAGGCCAAGAGAAUCCACUACCAUCACCACUAUUCUGUCAGGAUUACUGUUUGAUCCAGCACGUAGAACUGUACAGCACGGAUGACAAAUAAGUAACGUAUUACCGGUCCUUAGAAUGGCCGGAUUUAACGUACAAAGAAUAGUCAAAAAUACUAGCCGAGGUCAGGGAACACAGAAAGGGACACAGCGAUGAGGAAAGCCAGGAGUCAGGAUACCAGAAUAUAGAGAAGUCAAUAAACAAAGCCAAAGUCAAAACCAGGUAGAAAACUAUAAACAGGAACGCGCUCUCAGACAACCACAAGGGAAACCACGACAGGGCACUGAGCAGGCUGAGAACUGGGCCUAAAUACCCCUCCUUUAGUUCUGAUAGGCUGUAACCGGCCUUUGACCCCAAAGUCAGUUACCAGGUUUCAUUUGCAUAAUUGCUGCUCAGCAUUAACCCUUCUGUGGAUUAGGUUGCUGCCCGGCACAACUUUUCCUGUGUGGACAGUAAAUGUCAUUAACCACAUUUCUAUAAGCGGAUGAAUAUGUGACAUUACCCCCCACCUGAAGAACGCCCACCGGGCGGACAGGACCAGGCUUGAGAGGAAAUUUAGCGUGAAAGCGCGGAUCUUAUGGCCCGCAUGCAGGUCAGGAGCCGAAACCCAAGAACGAUCAGCAGGAUCGUAACCUUUCCAAACAACCAAGUACUGUAAAGUGCCCCGAGAAAACCUAGAAUCCACGAUAGAAGAUACCUCAUACUCUUCAUGACCACCCACCACCACCGGAGGGGGAGGAACACAAGGAACAAUAUAUCUAUUGCAGACAAGAGGUUUGAGUAAGGACACAUGAAAAGUGUUGGGAAUCCCUAAAGAUGCAGGAAGAGCCAGAGAGUAAGACACUGGAUUGAUCCUACGAAGCACUCUAUAGGGACCAAGGACUCUGGGGGCAAACUGUCAGAGUAUUUAUAUCGGCAGACAUUUUGUGCUAUGAUAGAAACUAAAAGUGUAUAUUCUGAGUCACUCUAAACAGACCAGACUCCAUUUUGUUAUUCCAAGUUAACAAAAAAAAAAAAAGACACAAGAUUUCUUUCUGUAAGACUAGCCACUUUGUCAGAGCUAAAAUGCAUAGCAUAGUAUAAACAAGUGAUAAGAAAGGGGGUUGGACAGACUGUCUAAUGCUAAUGGAAUAUAAUCAAAUCUAAACCCAGACAAUUGUGACAGAGAAGAUUAAAUAAUUAAAUUUUACUGUCUAUAUAUAUAUAAGGUACCAUUGUAUGGAAAAGGGUAAACUUAGUUCAUGAUCUGUGAUAUCAGAAAUUAUGGCAGGAAUUGCAGACGCUAAGUCUGGACAAAAUUUAAGAAACCCUUUGAAAUUUUAAAUUAUGGCACUAUAAAGAUAAGCAAAAUGACGUCAAAAUAGCCACCAGGAAAAGUUAACUCUUUCUGGAUAGGUAUGUUUAGUGGGACAAGACUGCCCUCUAUAGACCAAAUACCUAAAUUGCGAUCUGGAAGAUAACCACACCUCUAGUGCUUCUAUUGGGUUAUCAACUGGUGACGUACAGAGAGUCUGGCCCUUUAAAAGUUAGGACAAAGGGAAGAUUGAGAUAGGCAAGAUGCAAGAGAUACAAGGGAGGCAAGAGAUACAAGGGAGGCAGGAGAUGCAAAGGAGAGGAGAGAGGAAUUGGAAGUUUGGGGAUUCCAACUCGGACAACAUCUGAGACUAACACUCUACUCCUAAAACUCUAACACUUAGAAUUUACUGACUUUCUAACCAACACCUCCAUGCAGAGAGACAUCCAUAAAGUUCCUGAGACUACCAAUCGGAUGAAAUAUCUACUCAACUGGUAAUUAUACUGGUUUCAUUUAAUUAAUUAAAUUAAUUAAAAUGUAUUAAUAGCAUUAUAUAUGACUGGAUAAAGCACGGUCAGAUUUCCAUAUUAAGAAAUCUUAGUUAACUAAAGAAUAUAUAGUUAUAAACAUUCCAUUCUGCAGGUGGAAUUAAGAAUAAUUAUAUAUUUGUGGCGAAACCAACCUCGCCACUGUGCACUGGAGAAGCCUGGUUGCCAGCCUCCUGCCAUCUGACUAUGGCCCCCUUUUAAAAGACUUUAUUUUUGCCUGCAGAAAAGCUGUAUUCGUGCUUUUCUGCCUGGGGUUUGGUAGAUGUGUUUGAAUGUGUUAUACCCCAGAUAGGAAUCCCAUGGAGCCCAUUUGUAUGAAACUGACUGUAAAGACUUUGGCUCCAUGGCGAUUACACUGUAUUCGUGUGGUCUGAGCGCCAUUCACUUAAUAAUGUGCGCUCAGACCUGAGCUAUCUGGGGAUAUGUGAAAUGUCUGUGUGUUAUGUGUAAAAUGUGACUUUAUGUAUUUUAAAGUGUUUUGUGUCUUUUGCAACCAUGUGCUUAAUGGAGUCUUGUGUCUGUCCUGGGAGAUAAUUGAAUUACUUAUCUCCAGGAUAGAAGACUCUGAAACUGGUUUGGGCCAGAAAGCCAUGCUUCAUUUAGUCACAAAAGACUUUUUACUAACUUUUGAACCCCUUGUCUGAUUUGUGCCAUUUUUGAAUAUAUUGUUCCCCUGAAUGGAUUGAUUGUGCAUAUGUAAUUUUAUGUGAAUGUGAUGUAUGGUUUUAGAGUUAUGAAAGUUGGGUAGAAAGUAUGUUUUAACUGUAUGUAUAAUUGAGUUUCCUCUCAGGAUAAGGGGAAGGAAUAUGUGGGAUGUAACUGUGAUGUGAUUGGUUGUUUUAUACCUCCCUGUGGGCGGUCCUGUAUUUGCAACACUGUAAUAAAAACCAGGCUGGGUGUGCCAGCACCUGAGAUUCUGCUUAACCCUCAAAACGAAGUGUCGUCUCGUUAUUGGGGGAAUUGGAUUGUGUGCUGACUGCCAGGAGUGUAAGCCGUUUGUAUUGCUUUUCCUGUUCGGCUGCUUCCAGGGUUCCUGUGUCUGCUGUUCGAGUGUUGGUGAAUACGUGCAGUUUGGAGUUCAGGAGGUUGGUGAUUGCAGUAGCUGCUGGUCUAUGGGAAAGGGGAUUAUCGCCUAAACCGAUUUUAUCCCCUUGUGAGAGAAACGGUCCGUUACAAUUGGUGGCAGCGGCGGGAUCAUUCCUACAACCAGAAGGACAGCUACAAGACAACACCAGUGCCUGGAUUACAAUUGAGGGCAACGUUAGUACCCGUACAGUGACCCUAUCUACAAAGGAACCAACUUCGGCAGAGCAAACAUGGCGCCCAGCUACACUCAGGAGGAGUUUGACCGAGAGCUUCAAUUGCGGCUGGCCCUCGUUACAUUUGUCCCCUCUGAGGAAUUUGUGCAGCGCGUGAGGGGACAUGUAGCAGAGUACCUGCAGGCCGUGGCAGAUCGCACCAAAGGUGUCGUCCGUCCUCCCCAGCAGCAGUGUGUAUCCCAGGGAGCCAAAGGUGCCGUCCUUCCUCCCCAGCGGCAGUGUGUGUCCCAGGGAGCCAAAGGUGUCGUCCUUCCUCCCCAGCAGCAGUGUGUAUCCCAGGGAGCCAAAGGUGCCGUCCUUCCUCCCCAGCGGCAGUGUGUACCCCAGGGAGCCAAAGGUGUCGUCCUUCCCCCCCAGCGGCAGUGUGUGUCCCAGGGAGCCGAAGGUGUCGUCCUUCCCCCCCAGCGGCAGUGUGUGUCCCAGGGAGCCAAAGGUGCCGUCCUUCCUCCCCAGCGGCAGUGUGUAUCCCAGGGAGCCAAAGGUGUCGUCCUUCCUCCCCAGCGGCAGUGUGAGUCCCAGGGAGCAGAAGGUGCCGUCCUUCCUCCCCAGCGGCAGUGUGUACCCCAGGGAGCCAAAGGUGCCGUCCUUCCUCCCCAGCAGCAGUGUGUAGCCCAGGGAGCCAAAGGUGCCGUCCUUCCUCCCCAGCGGCAGUGUGUGUCCCAGGGAGCCAAAGGUGUCGCCCUUCCUCCCCAGCAGCAGUGUGUAUCCCAGGGAGCCAAAGGUGCCGUCCUUCCUCCCCAGCGGCAGUGUGUACCCCAGGGAGCCAAAGGUGCCGUCCUUCCUCCCCAGCGGCAGUGUGUAUACCAGGGAGCUGAAGGUGCAGUCCUUCCUCCCCAGCGGCAGUGUGUACCCCAGGGAGCUGAAGGUGCAGUCCUUCCUCCCCAGCGGCAGUGUGUACCCCAGGGAGCUGAAGGUGCAGUCCUUCCCCCCCAGCGGCAGUGUGUGUCCCAGGGAGCCAAAGGUGCCGUCCUUCCUCCCCAGCGGCAGUGUGUGUCCCAGGGAGCAGAAGGUGCCGUCCUUCCUCCCCAGCGGCAGUGUGUAUCCCAGGAGCUGAAGGUACCGUCCUUCCUCCCCAGCGGCAGUGUGUACCCCAGGGAGCAGAAGGUGUUGUCCUUCCUCCCCAGCGGCAGUGUGAGUCCCAGGGAGCCAAAGGUGUCGCCCUUCCUCCCCAGCGGCAGUGUGUACCCCAGGGAGCAGAAGGUGUUGUCCUUCCUCCCCAGCGGCAGUGUGUGUCCCAGGGAGCUGAAGGUGCCGUCCUUCCUCCCCAGCGGCAGUGUGUAUCCCAGGGAGCUGAAGGUGCAAUCCUUCCUCCCCAGCGGCAGUGUGUACCCCAGGGAGCUGAAGGUGUCAGCCCCUUCCUCCCCCAGCGGCAGUGUGUGUAAAAUUCCAGGGAGCUGAAGGUGUCAGCCCCUCCCUCCCCAGCUGGGUAGUGUAGUUCUGGUGGUGAAGCGGAGACAGUCGGUCUCGCCCCCAGCAGCAGGGCAAUAUAUUAAAAGGGGGAGACAGUUGGUCCCUCCAAAGGAAGCAGAGAGUGUUCCAGGGAGAGGAAACCCAGCUAUCACCUCCCAGCAACAGGACAAAUUAUUGAAAGGGGAGACAGUCGGUCUCCCCCUUCAACAGCAGAGAGAGCGUCAUCAGGGAGAGGAGCUUGUUAUCCCCCUCUCCCAGCGUGGGCCGGAAAGUAUGUAUGGGAGAGGAGCUUGUUACCCCCUCUCCCCAGCGGCAGCUUAGCCCACCAAGGGGAGACAGUAAUCUCCACAACAGUGCAGAGGGUACAGUGGUCUCUGCACAUGCACCACCGGGGGUAGGAACAGUCGGUCCUGUCCCCCAGCAGCAGGACUGUUUAGGCAAAGGGGAGACAGUCUGUCCCCCCCUCCAGCAACCAGGCUCCAACCAGACUACUCCCGUGGUAGUGCUGGCACCAGGACCGAGUACCGCUGGUCUCUGCCCACUCCGCAACCCACCCAGUACGCUGACCAGUCACCCACACAGCCAUGGUGAGGCACCUGGACACGGACAAAGUUCUCCUCUACCCAGGUGUAGUAGCCAGUUAUUGUGGGUGGGCUGUAUUACUGAUUGUGUUUUGUGGUUGGGCUGCUGGACUAACAAGGGCACUGACCGGCAGGAGGUCAGAUACCCUGUUAGUCUGAUUGGUAAAGGGGAGAAGUGUGGCGAAACCAACCUCGCCACUGUGCACUGGAGAAGCCUGGUUGCCAGCCUCCUGCCAUCUGACUAUGGCCCCCUUUUAAAAGACUUUAUUUUUGCCUGCAGAAAAGCUGUAUUUGUGCUUUUCUGCCUGGGGUUCGGUAGAUGUGUUUGAAUGUGUUAUACCCCAGAUAGGAAUCCCAUGGAGCCCAUUUGUAUGAAACUGACUGUAAAGACUUUGGCUCCAUGGCCAUUACACUGUAUUCGUGUGGUCUGAGCGCCAUUCACUUAAUAAUGUGCGCUCAGACCUGAGCUAUCUGGGGAUAUGUGAAAUGUCUGUGUUUUAUGUAUAAAAGGUGACUUUAUGUAUUUUAAAGUGUUUUGUGUCUUUUGCAACCAUGUGCUUAAUGGAGUCUUGUGUCUGUCCUGGGAGAUAAUUGAAUUACUUAUCUCCAGGAUAGAAGACUCUGAAACUGGUUUGGGCCAGAAAGCCAUGCUUCAUUUAGUCACAAAGGACUUUUACUAACUUUUGAACCCCUUGUCUGAUUCGUGCCAUUUUUGAAUAUGUUGUUCCCCUGAAUGGAUUGAUUGUGAAUAUGUAAUUUUAUGUGAAUGUGAUGUAUGGUUUUGGAGUUAUGAAAGUUGGGUAGAAAGUAUGUUUUAACUGUAUGUAUAAUUGAGUUUUCUCUCAGGAUAAGGGGAGGGAAUAUGUGGGAUGUAACUGUGAUGUGAUUGGUUGUUUUGUAACGCCCUGUGGGCUGUACUAUGUUUGUGGAUUGGGAAUAAAAGAGACUGUAUGUGACAGUACAGAGAGUUCCUGUUUUAACCCUCAAAGUGAAGUGUCGUCUCAUUAUUGGGGGAAGGAUUCAUUGUAUGCUGUUCCAGUUUGACUGCUAGGAGAGUAAAAUAGAGGGGAAGAGUCUGCGCUGACUCAAUUGAGCAGCAACCCUGAAAGGGAAUCCCUCACAGAACCCUUAUAAGGCAAAAAGAUAAAAAAAAGGAGUUGAGGGCUGCGCUUAGCAAAGAAUAGACAAAAGAAGGUAAAAAUAAAUAAAGGUAAAAAACAAUAAGUUCAUCCACAUAUAAGAAAAAUAUAAGUUAAAACAAUCUCACUGAUGUGCAGUGAUAUAAUAUAAGUCCUCAAAUGUCACUCCGUCCUUAUGGUAGGUGGUCCAUAUAUGUGAAGACAAAAAUGAGAGAAGAAAGGCUUCCAAUGGUGAAAUAUUGUAUGUCCAAAGAGUAAUAUAUAUUCAAAGGAAAAGGUAUUUCACUCACAUUUGUUGGAGCUUUAUCCAGCUCUCGGAGAGAAGGCACUUAGUGGUUUGAUCCCCACUAUCGGAUAUACUGAACAGUUGGUCUGUCCGUCCGGUUUGAAGUUUCUUUGGUGUAGGCUAGGACCUACUCAGAUGUGCAAUAUUCGUUAUGCUGGGGAGAUAGGUCCGCCUUUCCAGUAUUGGAUGGUAGGUGUCCACGAGAUAUAUAAAACAGCAGAUAGUGCUCUCAGUUUGAACAACACAGUAAUAUGUAAAAAUCUGUUAUACUUACAAAAAUAGAGCAGACAGAUACUGCUCUAUUCCUACAGCGCUGGUGGAAUUAUCCCCACCUCAGGAUUUCUUUAGACGGGAUGCACUCCAGUGGUGGAUAAUAAAAUAAAAUAAUACAGUAAAAGUAUAAAAUAAAAUUAAAAAGAAAUAAAAAUAAAGUUUUGGAGUAAUUUAAAAUAAUUAUAUAUAGUAAAAAUAUGCCAGGAGUAAAAAAAUAAAUAAAUAAAAGAGUAUAUAGUACAAUAAAAUAAGUAGAGAAUUGGUCCUAUAUUGAAGGUAACCAAAAAAUAACUUUUAUUGACUAAAAUACACUUAUAAUAACCAUUUACGCGUUUCACCUUUAAGGUUUUUUCAAAAUGGUAAAAGAACAGUACACCUGGCAAAAGGUUGAAUAUAUAGGUUCACAAGGGUUUGAAAAUGGCGCCAAAAUUUGAUGCACCAAUCACAGAGGAAAUUACAAUCAAAAUUUAAAAUACAUAUCAAAAUAACUUUUAAACAUGAUAGAUGCUUAAAAUAUAUACAUUUGAUAAAAACGAAGCUUUGGGACGAUGUAAUUAGUUGUUGGUUCCGAUCACGUGAUCGGAACGCUGCGCGCAUGCGCAGAUCGUUUUUUCGGCGAAACACUUCCUGGUGUGAACGGAGUGCUCGGUGGCCGGCUGGUAAUGCAAAGUAUGUUGGGAAAAGAAGUCCAGCCGGUCACUGGGCACCCAUACAUGCUUUUAAACACCAGGAGUGAAAUAAUUAUUAUAAUAUAAGACCCCAAUAUGUAAUAAAUACAUAUUUAAAUGUAACCUCCACAGACUUUGUGUUUUUAUAAAAGGCACAGAACAUACAAUAGAUGCAAUAGAUGUAGACCAUAAUAUAAAAUCAUAAUAAUAAUAUAAACAUAAUUUAAAAGCACUUUUUGCUAAAAAUAAAAAUGUAAUAAAAAAUAAUGAAUAAUAAAUAAAUAUAGCAUCAGAGUAAUUAAAAAUAUAUACUUUAAAAAUUAGGGUAUGACAUAAAUUAAGGUGAGACAUGAUGGUAACACAAGAUAGGUAUAAAAUAUGAUUAAAAGACUUUCUAUAAAAAAUUAUGCAGAUCAAAAUCUGCAUUAAGUCCGUUGGGUAUUAGGGUCUGUAGCUUGUAUCUCUGUUUUACCUAAAAUAUUUUUUAUAUCUCCUCCUCUCCAGGGUAGAGAACAUUUCUUAAUUCCCGUAUAUUUUAACAUUUUGGGGUCUUUAUUGUGAAUUAAGAAAUGUUUAGAUAGAGAGUGAUUUAAAAAACCAUUCUUAAUAUUCCUACAAUGCUCACCUAAUCUUAUUUUUAAACAUCUAGUGGUCAUUCCGACGUAUUGGAAGCCACAUGGGCAUUCCAGUAAGUAAAUGACAUUUUUAGUGUUACAUGUAAUGAAUUCCUUUAUUUUAAAGGAGGUUUUGGUUUUAUUUGACAUAAAUUGUAUUAUUUUAGGUGGCAUUGUAGGAUCGGCUGUUUUGCAUGCAAUACAAUUCUUACAUUUAUAAAAACCUAGAGAUUGGGGGAAGAAAGACACACUUGGUUUAGGUUUUUUAGUAAAAUUGGUAGUUAGAAUGGAUUUCACAUUGGGGGCCCCUCUAAAAAUUAUACUCGUUUUUUUUGGAAUGAUUUUGGAGAGUUUUCCAUCAUGUUCUAGGAUAUGCCAGUGUUUAUGAAUGGUCUUCCUUAUUUCUUUACUUUUAUUGGUAUAGUUAAAAAUGAUGGGGAGAGAUAUAGAGUCAUUUUUAAUUUUUGGUUUGUACUUUAAAUUAAAAAUGACUCUAUAUCUCUCCCCAUCCGAUCACGUGAUCGGAACCAACAACUAAUUACAUCGUCCCAAAGCUUCGUUUUUAUCAAAUGUAUAUAUUUUAAGCCUAAUCAGGCUUAUAGCAAUGCAUCUAUCAUGUUUAAAAGUUAUUUUGAUAUGUAUUUUAAAUUUUGAUUGUAAUUUCCUCUGUGAUUGGUGCAUCAAAUUUUGGCGCCAUUUUCAAACCCUUGUGAACCUAUAUAUUCAACCUUUUGCCAGUUAUACUGUUCUUUUACCAUUUUGAAAAAACCUUAAAGGUGAAACGCGUAAAUGGUUAUUAUAAGUGUAUUUUAGUCAAUAAAAGUUAUUUUUUGGUUACCUUCAAUAUAGGACCAAUUCUCCACUUAUUUUAUUGUACUAUAUACUCUUUAAUUUAUUUAUUUUUUACUCCUGGCAUAUUUUUACUAUAUAUAAUUAUUUUAAAUUACUCCAAAUUUUAUUUUUAUUUCUUUUUAAUUUUAUUUUAUACUUUUACUGUAUUAUUUUAUUUUAUUAUCCACCACUGGAGUGCAUCCCGUCUAAAGAAAUCCUGAGGUGGGGAUAAUUCCACCAGCGCUGUGGGAAUAGAGCAGUAUCUGUCUGCUCUAUCUUUGUAAGUAUAACUGAUUUUUACAUAUUACUGUGUUGUUCAAACUGAGAGCACUAUCUGCUGUUUUAUAUAUCUCGUGGACACCUACCAUCCAAUACUGGAAAGGCGGACCCAUCUCCCCAGCAUAACGAAUAUUGCACAUCCGAGUAGGUCCUAGCCUACACCAAAGAAACUUCUAACCGGACGGACAGACCAACUGUUCAGUAUAUCCGAUAGUGGGGAUCAAACCACUAAGUGCCUUCUCUCCGAGAGCUGGAUAAAGCUCCAACAAAUGUGAGUGAAAUACCUUUUCCUUUGAAUAUAUAUUACUCUUUGGACAUACAAUAUUUCACCAUUGGAAGCCUUUCUUCUCCCAUUUUUUGUCUUCACAUAUAUGGACCACCCACCACAAGGACGGAGUGACAUUUGAGGACUUAUAUUAUAUCACUGCACAUCAGUGAGAUUGUUUUAACUUAUACUUUUCUUAUAUGUGGAUGAACUUAUUGUUUUUUACCUUUAUUUAUUUUUAUUUGUUUUUGUUUAUUCUUUGCUAAGCGCAGCCCUCAACUUCUUUUCUUUAUCUUUUUGCUAGGAGAGUAAACCUAUUCGUAUGGUUCCUAUUCAACUGUCUACAGCAUUCAUAUGCUUGGGAGAAUUUAUUUGUUUCUCCGGUUCGGUGAUUGUGGUGUCUGCCAGAGUGCUUGGAGUCCUCAGGAAGCGCUAGGAGCAUCCUUCAACGGAGGUACCCAGUCGGGGGUGCCAGGUGAUCCGUUACAUUAAUAGCUUGCUAGACCCUGCAAGAGCCUCCUGUAUGUGAUUAAAGUUCAAUUUAGAGAUUGAGAUACAAUUAUUUAAGGUGAAUUACAUCUGUUUGAAAGUGAAACCAGUUUUUUUUUUUUCAUGCAGGCUCUGUCAAUCAUAGCCAGGGGAGGUGUGGCUAGGGCUGCAUUAACAGAAACAAAGUGAUUUAACUCCUAAAUGACAGUGAAUUGAGCAGUGAAAUUGCAGGGGAAUGAUCUAUACACUAAAACUGCUUUAUUUAGCUACAGUAAUUUAGGUGACUAUAGUGUUCCUUUAAAUGGUUACUGUAACCCUAUAUAUAAUAUUUAUGUAUUUAGUUAGUUUAAAACACCCCACUGGGCAUUAUUAACUACGUUCCCCCUCACCCUAUAAACCUGCACAUAAAGAUUAAACUUACCUCGAAUCCAACUCUGGGCGAAGCUCCCUGCGCUGGUUUCCACCUCUCCGUCAAUGUCACUGCUGCCCGCUUGUGGUCCAAUCAAAAGCUUCUCAGAUAAAAAAAAAAUUGAUAUCAAUAUAGGGAGGCAGGAAGGGAGCGCAAGAAUGGUGAAAGAGCGCUGCCUGUAAGGGGAGAAGUUCACUGUGUCUAUUGCCAGCAUGCUCUGCACGCUGACAAUAGAUGUAUAUUUUGCACAGAUUUGACAUUAGGCAGUCCGGAAUAGAUUUCUGGUCUACCUAGUCCUGUGUGCUGGGGGUGCAACUUGCUACCAUCACAAAAGUGCAAAUAUCUUAGUAUGGCCACCGUUUCAAGCAGAAACGCUGCAAAUGCUCACUUUAAAUGUCCCCUGUCUGUGAAUUGAAUUUGUUACAAUAAAGAUCAUAAUUUGCUGUAGUUUAGUUAAGGUUACACUGACAUAUUAAUGACUAGUUUGGUCACUACUUAUUAUAAGAGAUACGGAACUUGAUACCAAAUAAAAUGGUAGGUAGAAAAGCUGAGCCGCGUCCAGACAAACCCAUCAUGCAGAGCUAUCUUAAGAGAAACUCCAACACCGAAACCACUACAGCUCAAUGUUCCAUGCCAUCCUCCCAGAGUAAGUACUCAAACCAUUUAAGAAUUGUCUGAGCUGGGCGCUUUGUGCUUAGUUCUGGCAGAGAUGUCAGACUUCUGCAGGAGAAAAACAAUGGAACACGGGUGCUCGGGAACCCAGGUAAGUUGUCAAACUGUCUGUUUUUUUAAUAAUUUUUUUAUUUUUGUUAUGCAUGAGAUGACAAUCAACUUUCAAUGCCGCAAUAUCAAUAGUAAGCAUAUCCAAAGUAGUUAACAUCCUGGUAAAAUGAAAAACUGCACUUUUUUUUUUUUUAAGUAAAAUGAGACAGAUGAGGAUAACAGGUAGCUUCACUUUUGUAUGAUAUAAAGAGAAACAAAAACAGAAAACGUAACCUAGACAGUAGCACAGUGUCAUGUAGGGAAAACAGUGAGAGCGAGACAGACAUAUGCUAUAGCGUAGAGCUCUAGAUACUGUCAAGGUGUGAGCAAAAGCCACUGGGAUGUAGGAUUGAACAAGUUACUCGGUUAUUAUGCAGUAACCAUGAAUACUAGCUGAGACAUUAGGGUCAAGUCGCAAAUUAUGGUCAUGAAUGAGACAUCCAGGCUGCAGGGGAGAUAUGUGGGUCAGUCAGUCAGUUCCUGUGGGGGUAAAGUCCCAGCCUCCACCAUCGACAGGCACUCCUGUGAGGUCCCUACACUGUGCCCAAGUACGCCAGUAGCAUAAGAGUCUCUUCAUGAGAGUGGCUUCUCUGUUUUCGUCCGAGACUUGUGUCUGCCAGCAGUGAAUCCCACUUGAGACAUAAUCCUCAGUUAUACUGUGGUGGGAGUGUGCGUGCUUGUUUGCUUGGUGACUGGGUGAGUGGCGUUGAGGGGUCUGUUCACAGCGAUGAGGUACUGACCGGGUUCGUAACAGCCUCUUGCGCCCAUUGUUCCAUGUCGCCAAGGCUGUUCCCUUCUGGGGUUUGCUGGAAGAGCUUGGUAAAAGCCCGUGCGGUCUGUGAGCAUUUCUCCAUGCCCAUGUGUGUGACAACGAAGGAGGGCUGUCCCUAUGUCUCAUCCAAAAUAGGCGGAGAGGAAGCCGGGUAGGUGACUGCUUUAUGUCUCUUCUCAGUGGAGACUUUCCCGCCCUUCGUUUCCCGUUACUUUCAGUGCUGCCCUGAAGCAAAUUAUGGGAAGCUUCACCUCUUUUUUGCAGCUUAGCCCAAAAGCUACAGAAUAUGGCGUCCAGCCUCUGCGAGACAUGCUCCGUGGGACUGCGGUGGGCUGAUAGUGGCAAGCAUCGCGCCAUUGAGGCCUCAGUAAGUGAGCUGGCCAUCUUAGGUCACCUUACUCCGCCUAGUAUUGGCUGAAAACUGCAGGUGCCACAAAGGUAGUCUGUAGCUCACCAGUGUGGACCGGUAUGACCACCAAAGGAGGCUGGUAAGACUGCAUGACAGGUGUGUAAGUGAGAGGAGCGGCCGCCUCCGCCCAAAUCCACGUUAGGUAGGCCAUGAUUCAGCGCGCUGGGCUCCUGGCAGUAACAGGCUUGAGUGGGGUGUCAAUCGAAUCACUGUAGCACCCCCGACGUGGGCAGUGCACCAUAGUAAGUUUUGAGGCUUAAUUGCUGAUGAUUUCACCCCAGUUUUGUAGCUUUAGAAAGGAGCUCACGCCGUACACGCCCGCCCAGUUCAAGGUUCAAGCUUGGCCUUUGUCAAACCAUUUUAAAUGGUCCUACUCAGGUUAGGAGCCAGGGCACUCCCGGUACCAUAACCACUAUAGCGGGCAGUACUUGUUUUGGUGCUUGAAGAGUUUCUUUAAUCCAGACUAAUUUUAGCCAGAAACAUGUGAUUCUAAGUAGAAGCAAAAUAAUCCAGACCUGCUGUCUUUAUAUUUAUCUAACCUCUGAGAGCAGCUAAUAAAUUGAUUAUAAGUUAUAUAAACAUUUUUACUUGCUAUUUCAAUUUGUAUUUACAGGACAAGACAACAGGGAGAAACCUACAUUAGUGGUCCCUCUUAUGGGUAAGAUAUAACUUACACACCAAGAUCAUUCUUUAUUGUUUACAUGAAAAUACACCUUUUUCAUCAUGCGGAAUCUCUGAAUUGAAUAUAUAUUAGACAUGUACAUUCGUUAUCAGACAAAUUGAAUUUCAAAUUCCGAAACACACAAAAUUAACCAAAACUAAAGUUUUCUGAAUGAAUUGAGUCAAAAAAUGUUUUGGAUCCAUUUGUUUUCAUAAGGAUAGCAAUUAGGGACUUACCUAUUAAGCAACGAAAACAGAAAAAUUAAAAGGACUUUUUUUUUCUUCUUAAUUGUAAACUGACAGCUGUUCGGAUCUCUAAUUUGGUAUCCUUAUGUGGAAUCUCCAUAAUUAAUGGUAUCACGUUAGUGACUUACCUUCUAAGCAACUUAUUUUUGAUCUUUCAGCUGUUUAGUAGAUAGCUUUUUAAUUUGGUACCCUACGCUUAUGUGCGAUUGUCAUAAUUAAGGGCACCAAAUUAGGGACUUAUCUAUUAAGCAACAGAAAGAGCAAAGUUAAGAAAAAUGGCUUUUUUUAUUUUAACCAAUUGGGGCAAAUUACCGAUAACUGUUGCCGAUAUUCUGGACAUACAUUUUUUUUAAAGAGCAACACAAUUUCUACAACUCUUACUAUCUUAUGUAUUUUUCAUACACUUGAAAAUUGUGACAAUAAGGUGGAGAUUAAGGCAAGUUACACUUACAGUGUAGGAAAAAUACAUACGACAAAUAUUCUCUACUUUGUGUUACUUUUAAAGAAAAAUAAAUCAGAAAUGAAGAAAAGAAGAACAGAUUCUGAAAGAGGAAGAGAACAAGAACCAAUAGGAGAAAGGUAAGUUUGAGGUGACUGAACCGCUCCACGUUGACAGCACUGACACUAAAGUCACUCUCAGGCAGCCAGGGGACAUAGGCAAAAUCAAUCACAAACAUACUAGUAGUGAUAAUAUUUGUCUAGUUAGGCCUAAGGCAUUGCAAAUCAAACAUUAAUUCAACAUAACUGCCUAUUUAGUGAGUAAAUCCAUCAUAUUUUGUGCUUUAAUUAACAUAUUGUUCUCAUUUCAUUAAUAUAGAGUCUCCUCCAGAGGUUGAAGAAGUGACAGUACCCGACCAGUUACAGUGUAAUCGACCGACCAAACUGAAGUGUAAGAUCUCAAAGAUCUCAGAGUACUACCUUGAAAGUCUGACUGUGACAUGGCUAAAUCAGAAUCAAGGAGGUCUCCAUAUUGUGCAUUGCAAUGAGAGAUUCCAGAUCCCAGAUCUCAGACAUGAGAGACAGCCGGAUAAUACGUACAGCUGUACAGCAUGUCUGAAUAUCUUUCCAUUACGGAGCUCAGAGCAAGGAGCACAAUUCAUCUUCAGAGUGGAACAUCCCAGCCUGGAGCAACCAAUAGAGAGACGGACUAAACCCUUACAAGUGACGGGUGAGUUAGCCAGGAGUCAGAAUGUGGUCUUUCAAUUUGCUACAGUUUAGUAACAAAGUGCACUAGGCCAAUGAUUUUCUUGGGGGGGACUCGGAUUCUGUGAUAAUGUCGGGAAAUUAACCAAGAAUAGCUUAUCUGUUCAAAUUUUGAAUGUUCUGCAGCCACCAAAGGCGUUCUUCUUUGGUGUCUGGAGUGAGAGGUGUUUCAUCCAAAUACCCUAGGCUGAUUCUCAAAUGUUGGUGUUUGAGUGUUUAAAGGGCACUAUAGUGGAGUGGAGCAGGGAAAAUUGAUUUAAAUGAGAGUGAGAGCAAGCCGACAAUACGUGCCAUGGAACAGAUAGAGUUCGAACUCUUGUUGAGCAUUGAGUUCAUUUCUCUUUGAAUAGUUUUCAUUUUUUGUGAGUGUUGCUUCUCGAGAAUUGACUAGAAAACCGAGAUAUUCUACUUCGUAAAUUGGGGUAAAGAGUGCUUUCUUCUUGUUGAAUAUGAAUCCAAAUGAGGUCAGUUAGGAAAUUGUCCAAUGGACAUGAGUUUGAAUCAUGUGUAUAGAUUGAGACAUCAGUAAGAUAUCAACUAGGUAGACCACAAGUCUCACUCCUCUGCUUCUUAAUAGAGAAAUAACUGGUUUCUGAAGCUUGGAGCGGAGGACAAUCCUAAGGGUAUGCCGGUAAAUUGCCAUUUUCUAUUCACCCAGAAACAUUUAAAGAAAAGGUUAAUAAUGUUUGUGAAUGGGGACUGUUAGGUCUGUUAAGGAACUGGAAUUACAGCCCAUUUUGAAAUGAGUUCUGAUAUUUCUAAAUGGAUUAGUCGUUGGUCAUUUUUGGAAAACAUUAUUGGAUUGGGAACCAACAUUUGUGGUGGAUGGGAAAUUAAUUCUAUCUCAUUACCUGUUCCGGCAUUGAGAACCCAAUGUUUAGUUACUGUACAGCUACUAUUUGGAGAUACUUUCUGACAAAGUGUAUGUUUGAAAGCUGAGUUAACUUGGGAGAAAUAAAUCUGCAUAUGAACCAGCUGAUCACCAGUUGGGAUGUCAAUCUCGUGAGACGUGCAAAAACCACAUCACACAUGGGAAUUGAAACAAAGAGUUGAACAGGAGCGAUGGUUAGCCUGUUUAAAAUGCCCAUCGCACACGACACAAGUGAAAAGAGGAAGGAGUGCAAAAAGCAGACUCCAACGGACAGAGCUUCAGUGAAAUAGAAUUGAGGAAUCACCUGAGGAAAGUGCACCUAAAUAGGGGCAUAAAAAGUGAUAUUGUAUAUGAUUCAAUCAAUGCAAAUUGAGUAAUACAGAUCUCAUCUAAUAUGAAUUAACAAUACAGAUAUAAGUACUUAACUGUCCGGGUGAACAGCAAAGAAAGAGGGGUCAUGCUCUUUAUUAGGUAUGAUCCAUGCUGAUUGGCUACUGACGUCCUAUUGCUAAAUCCGCACUGUCAUGUCUCAUCUAAUUGAGAGUUCUCCCCCUUUCCAUCCUGCAGCGUUUUUACUCCACCAUACCAAAUGGUGAAUCUCUAGCUAUACUUGUUUUUUUUAUCAAACACCUAUGAAACACUGUUAAAGGACCACUAUAGUGCCAGGAAAACAUACUCAUUUUCCUGGCACUAUAGUGCCCUGAGGGUGCCCCCACCCUCAGGGUCCCCCUCCCGCUGGGCUCUAGGGGGUGGAUGGGGUUAAACUUACCUCUUUCUCCAGCGCCGGGCAAGGAGCUCUCCUCCUCCUUUCGGCCUCCUCUCCUCCUCUGCGGCUGAAUGCGCAUGCGCGGCAGGAGCCGCGCGCGCAUUCAGCCAGUCCAUAGGAAAGCAUUCACAAUGCUUUCCUAUGGACGCUGACGUCUUCUCACUGGGAUUUUCACAGUGAGAAGCACGCAAGCACCUCUAGCGGCUGUCAAUGAGACAGCCACCAGAGGCUGGAUUAACCCAUUUAUAAACAUAGCAGUUUCUCUGAACUGCUAUGUUUAUAGAAAAAAGGGUUAAACCUAGCUGGACCAGGCACCCAGACAACCUCAUUAAGCUGAAGUGGUCUGGGUACCUAUAGUGGUCCUUUAAGACCUUGAUCCUGAUCCCUUCCUUCCCCUCUCCCUUUCCGUCUACCCUCUCAUUUCUUUUUUCCAAUGCCUUCACCUUGCUUAGAAAUUCCUUCCAAUUUCUUCCUAUUCUCUCCUUAUCCUUGGUAACCUAAGGCAGUUUACACUCCUCAGUGAUUUUGCCUAAGCGUAGACCUUGUUUCCAUUAUUGCGCUAAUUCAAUAUUUCACUAAUGCCAUACACUCUGUUGCACAAUGCCCUUUCUUACUCUAUCUCCUGUGUGAGAAAUCUUCUUUGACUGUUUCUAUUUCUUUAAUGUUUAUUUUUUUAAAUAUUUGCCAAAUAAAGAAUGAAAAAAAAAAUACAAAAAUAUCAACAGCAGAAAGCAGGACACUCGUAAUCCCAGGGGAGUGAGGUGGCAGACUGGCAGUCCGUUUUUCUUUCCUCUCAGAAAUAUAUUAGAAAGGUAUUUUGUUGUUCUAAUACAUUUUUAGAAGGUCAAGUUUCUGUUAAAAUGUUAUAUAACAAAACCAAAUAAAUAAAUAAAUUGCAGUGCUUAACAGGGCAAAGGACUGCAGUCCUACUCAUCACAACAACCCCUAAAAGGUAGGCAGACAAUGUAAUAGAGCAGCAGGAAAUGCUAGCAGAAUGCUUGGUUGUAUAGGGAGAGGUAUUAGCAGUAGAAAGAGGGAAGUGCUCAUGCCAUUGUACAGAACACUGGUGAGACCUCACUUGGAGUAUUGUACACAGUACUGGAGACCGUAUCUUCAGAAGGAUAUUGAUACUUAGAGAGGGUUCAGAGAAGGGCUACUAAACUGGUUCAUGGAUUGCGGGAUAAAACUUACCAGGAAAGGUUAAAGGAUCUUAACAUGUAUAGCUUGGAGGAAAGACGAGACAGGGGGGAUAUGAUAGAAACAUUUAAAUAUAUAAAGGGAAUCAACACAGUAAAGGAGGAGACUAUAUUUAAAAGAAGAAAAACUACCACAACAAGAGGACAUAGUCUUAAAUUAGAGGGACAAAGGUUUAAAAAUAAUAUCAGGAAGUAUUACUUUACUGAGAGGGUAGUGGAUGCAUGGAAUAGCCUUCCAGCUGAAGUGGUAGAGGUUAACACAGUAAAGGAGUUUAAGCAUGCGUGGGAUAGCAUAAGGCUAUCCUAACUAUAAGAUAAGGCCAGGGACUAAUGAAAGUAUUUAGAAAAUUGGGCAGACUAGAUGGGUCGAAUGGUUCUUAUGUGCCGGCACUGCAGUGUCUCUCAAAAUAGUGGCACUAUCAUUAUGGCUACUAAAUUAUUGUUAUCGUUCAUUUUGGAGUUUGUCCAAAAACUACUGCAAAUGUCUACUUGUGGGAAGUCACUGGUCCUACAAUUGGGGAAUUACUGGUCCUACAAGUUAUGUAGUUAUAUGUCUGCUUCCUCCUGUUUGGAUAGUUGUAUGUCUAGUAUACUGAUAAUGGGGGUUUGGUUCAAAACCAUUUAUUAUUAUAACAAGACACAUUUAAUUUGUGUUUCUACAAAUUUGCGAUGUUAGUGGAAAUAUCUAACUGAAAUUGCAUUUUAAGAUGGAUGGCCAAAUAAAUUCUAACAGAUAUUUUAACUUUUUUAUUUUUCAGAUGGCAAUAGAGAAGGAAUUGAAGGAUGGGCAGGUGGAAACAGCUAUCCCGAAACCGUGUUUUAA